This is a messenger RNA of Hyaloscypha bicolor E, 2190 nucleotides long. RefSeq names its product phosphatidylserine decarboxylase. The record is from RefSeq and is a predicted model, not a curated record. NCBI's taxonomy places the organism in Eukaryota, Fungi, Ascomycota, Leotiomycetes, Helotiales, Hyaloscyphaceae. Gene Ontology annotation, molecular function: phosphatidylserine decarboxylase activity. The coding region runs from base 54 to 1751 and encodes 565 amino acids. Gene Ontology annotation, biological process: phosphatidylethanolamine biosynthetic process. The transcript has 3 exons. Gene Ontology annotation, cellular component: mitochondrion.
CAUGACCGGCAAGUCUAGCACAAGCGUCCAAAUUCCUUAUCCUUCCCCUCAAAAUGGCUUCCCAGCCGUUGGCAACGUCAGUGGGACCUCGAAUAUUUGCUCAAUCCCAGGUUCUACACCGACUACCCGUCCUCUUCUCGCGAUCACAACAGCAAUGUGCCUGUCGGUGCCAUAGCUCACGACUGUUCUCUUCCUCGACAAAGCUAUAUCGUCAGCAGCCUAGCUACAAAGAUUCCUUUGGCACACGACUACGGAAGGCCUUGGGUGAGACCAAGAUAAAAUGGUAUCCCAUACCGGUUGGCCUUGGAAUAGGUUUUCUCGGUCUCGUCCAGUUCUACAAAGUCAAUGAGCGGGAAAGAUUAAGGCGAGAGGUGGAAUGGGAAGAUGAGGGAUAUGUGGCCACUACAAGUUCUGGUAGAGAGAGUAGGGAAGGAGGUCCAGGAGAGAGACCAAAGAGAAGAGAACGGAUUAGGCCAAGUGGACCAUGGCAAGUUCAAGUUAUGUCCACCCUGCCUUUAAAGGCUAUAUCAAGACUAUGGGGCAAGUUCAACGAACUCGAGAUUCCAUACUAUUUACGAGUUCCUGGUUUCAAGUUAUAUUCUUUCAUUUUCGGCGUAAAUCUCUCCGAAAUAUCAGAACCUGAUCUUCAUGUAUACCCAAAUCUCGCAUCUUUCUUUUAUCGGACAUUAAAACCCGGAGUUCGACCCCUUGAUCUUAACCCGAAUGCUCUGCUCUCUCCAGCUGAUGGCCGAGUUCUUCAAUUCGGGGCAAUUGUAAGCGGAGAGGUAGAGCAAGUCAAAGGCAUGACUUACAGUCUUGAUGCUCUUCUUGGAACUAGUAAGCCUGGAACGUCACCCAAUCCCUCAGAUCCAGCAAAAAUCUUCGCCUCCAAGGGCGACAACCAUCAACAAAGUGUCGCCACUUACAAAUAUGGCGAUGAAGAUGUUAUCAAACAAGAUGAGGAAUUUGCUCAGGUCAAUGGCAUCUCAUAUACACUUCCAAAUCUGUUUUCCGGGCCACCACAAAAGAAAUCCAAGAAAGCCCAAGAUGCAUCUACAACACCAAAAGCCUCUUCGGAAGCUGAAGUUCGAGCAGAUCUCGCCUUAGGAGAAAGGCCAUGGUAUUCUCGACUUACUUCAGAGCAUCAAACCGCUUUGUUCUACGUAGUUGUCUAUCUUGCACCUGGCGAUUACCAUCGCUUUCACUCGCCGUGUUCCUGGGUUGCAGAGAAGCGUCGGCACUUUGCAGGAGAGUUGUACUCUGUAUCGCCUUACCUCCAAAGAACUUUACCCGGACUUUUUACUUUGAAUGAGCGAGUUGUGCUGCUAGGAAGAUGGCGAUGGGGUUUCUUUUCGUUCACCCCUGUCGGAGCAACCAAUGUUGGCUCCAUCAAGGUCAAUUUCGAUCGAGAGCUUCGGACGAAUUCUUUGACGACGGACACUGCGGCUGACCGAGCAGCCGAGGAGGCAGCGAAGCGCGGAGAGCCAUAUAGUGGCUUUGCUGAAGCUUCUUAUGAGGCAGCAAGCCCAAUUCUACAUGGUCAUGCUUUAAAGAGAGGCGAGGAGAUGGGCGGCUUUCAGUUAGGGAGCACUGUUGUGUUAGUCUUCGAAGCACCAAAGGGACGAAGACCAAGUCUCGACGAAGGCUGGAUGGGUGAGAAGACGAAGAGAAAAGGCGGAUGGAAUUGGAAUGUGGAGAAAGGUCAGAAAGUCAAGAUGGGCCAAGCGCUUGGAUGGGUUGACGAAUCAUGAAAGCUAUCAUUUGAAUAUACAGACGUUUGUGCAUACAUAUGUUGUGAAUGGGAAUCAGAUCAAGCUCCGUCUCGAACUCGGAAGAUAGGUCCAGAAGUGUAACCAACGAGGUACCCGGAAGGUGUAUAAGUCUACUUCGGAUUUAAAUUGAGAGAGAGACAACGGAUAUGGUAGGAGGAAAGUCACGGGAAUGGUGUUAUAUGAGAAGGUUGGGCUUGGGAAGUCGAACCAGUUUGAGGUUUUGGCGAGUGAUGAGCAGCGAGAUAAAUCAAUCAUGUCACUGAAUAAGUAUGGACAAUCCUGGGAACACGUUUUUCUUACUUACCCGAGAGGGUUUAAUAGUAAAGCUUUGAAGUGAGGUUCUUGUGCUUUAGCCCUAAAACCAGCGUUCUUAAAUAGAGAUGGUAAUGAGUAAGUGAUGUGUAGAAUCCCCGAGCUC